UUUCACUGUUAAGUUCAGAUAAGGUUAAAGUUUCUCUCAGCCACCAUUUUAUAUAUACAGAAUGAAGCUUGGAGAGAAGAACUUACAGUUUUAUUUUCUGCUGGUGCUGCCGUACGCCCUCCUUUUUCCAGGACUGGAGACCAAUGCUCUAUCCUACGAUUACACAGCUAGUAUUCAGUGUUUGGAGAAUCCUCAAAAAGCACAAUAUGGAGGAGGAAUCAUCACAAACCCAGAGUUGAAUCAAGGGUUGAAAGGCUGGUCAACUUUUGGAGAUGCAAAAAUUCAACACAGAGUUGCAGGAUCUAACAGCUUCAUUGUGGCUCAUACCAGGUCUCAACCCCAUGAUAGUGUCUCCCAGACCCUGUACUUGCAAAGCAACAAGCUCUACACUUUCUCUGCCUGGAUACGAGUAAGUGAAGGAAAGACUCCUGUAAAGGCUAUUUUCAAAACAAAGUCUGGGUACAAAUAUGCUGGUGCUGUUGUGGCUGAGUCCAAUUGUUGGUCCAUGCUUAAAGGUGGUCUCACUGUUGAUGCAUCAGGUCCUGCAGAACUUUACUUUGAGACUGAUAACACAUCAGUUGAGAUUUGGAUUGAUAGCAUUUCACUCCAACCAUUCACUCAACAAGAAUGGAAAUCUCAUCAGGAUCAAAGCAUUAAGAAGCAGAUUAGAAAGAAGAAUGUGAGAAUUCAAGCAGUUGACAAGCUUGGGAAUCCUUUACCCAACACAACGGUCUCAAUAUCACCAAAGAAAAUUGGUUUCCCAUUUGGGUGUGCUAUAAAUAGAAACAUUCUGAAUAACAAUGCAUAUCAAAGUUGGUUUUCAUCUAGAUUUACAGUGACAACAUUCGAGAACGAAAUGAAGUGGGCGAGCACCGAACCAAGUCAAGGCCACGAGGACUACUCAACAGCCGAUGCCAUGGUUCAAUUCGCUAAGAAAAAUGGCAUAGCAAUCCGUGGACACAACGUGUUUUGGGAUGAUCCGAAGUAUCAAUCAGGAUGGGUGAGUUCACUCUCACCCAAUGAUCUUAAUGCUGCUGCAACAAAAAGAAUAAAUUCUGUGAUGAACAGAUAUAAAGGUCAAGUUAUUGGUUGGGAUGUGGUUAAUGAAAAUUUACACUUUUCUUUCUUCGAAAGCAAGCUUGGUGCAAAUGCUUCCGCUGUGUUUUAUGGCGAAGCUCAUAAGACUGAUCCAUCAACAACAUUGUUUAUGAAUGAAUAUAAUACUGUGGAGGAUAGUAGAGAUGGACAAGCAACACCGGCUAAGUAUCUCGAAAAGCUGAGGUCGAUCCAAUCAUUGCCUGGUAAUGGUAACAUGGGGAUUGGUCUCGAGUCUCAUUUCAGUAGUAGUCCUCCAAAUAUUCCAUACAUGAGAUCAGCCAUCGACACUCUCGCUGCCACUGGAUUACCUGUUUGGCUUACAGAAGUCGACGUUCAAAGUGGUGGAAACCAAGCGCAAAGCUUAGAACAGAUUCUAAGAGAGGCACAUUCGCAUCCGAAAGUGAGAGGGAUUGUAAUAUGGUCAGCGUGGUCACCAAACGGAUGUUAUCGUAUGUGUUUAACCGACAAUAACUUCCACAACUUACCAACCGGAGAUGUUGUCGAUAAGCUUUUGCGCGAAUGGGGCGGCGGCGCCACCGUUAAGGGCAAAACUGAUCAGAAUGGUUUCUUUCAGAGCUCACUCUUCCAUGGAGAUUAUGAGAUCAAAGUCCAGGUCAACCACCCAUCAAAGUUACCUUCUUCCUCAUCUCAUCAUACCUUCAAAUUGAAUUCAACAGAUGAUGAAUCCAAACAAACAAGAUUACUUCUCAUUAAAGUUUAAUUACUUAUUUCUAACGACCGUAAUUUUUGUUUUGCUAUAUGCUUUCAUUACAAGCUGUUCGCACAGACUGUACCUUGAAUCAGCUUUCGUUCAUUGAAUAAAACUAUUUUUUCAUCGAUAA
Messenger RNA from Carica papaya (papaya), 1940 nucleotides. The record is from RefSeq and is a predicted model, not a curated record. Lineage: Eukaryota; Viridiplantae; Streptophyta; Magnoliopsida; Brassicales; Caricaceae.